Molecule: messenger RNA, 312 nt
Organism: Peronospora farinosa
Lineage: Eukaryota; Oomycota; Peronosporomycetes; Peronosporales; Peronosporaceae
Source: the annotation of a GenBank genome assembly
AUGAGCUUCAUCUCUAAAGUCGCAGGACUCUAUCAGAAGACCAUCAGCAAGUCGCUGAGCAUGUACGGCCUCAAGUACGAUGACGCUCUCGUAGACACGGCCGCCGUGCAGACGGCAUUGCACUGGGUCAAUGGCGAGGACUACCAGGCCCGCACCAAGCGCAUCGCUCGGGCCGCCGACUGUUCGCUUAAGCGCAUCUACUUGCCGGACGAGAUCCAGUCCAUUCAGCGCCCGCUUGAUUUCUACAUGUCUGACAAGGUCGUGGAGGCUGAGAAACUUGCAGAAGAGCGCGCUGAUCUUACGCGGUGGUAG